Molecule: messenger RNA, 1914 nt
Organism: Mercenaria mercenaria
Lineage: Eukaryota; Metazoa; Mollusca; Bivalvia; Venerida; Veneridae
Product: von Willebrand factor D and EGF domain-containing protein-like
Exons: 8
Coding region: 10-1197 (395 amino acids)
Source: RefSeq, a predicted model, not a curated record
GAAGCUGAAAUGAAACGAAGGGCAGCACUGGCCGAACGACCCCAUAAAUUUGUCGGAAAGCGACAAACAGAUGAGUCAGAACUUAUAACAGAAGAAAUGGCAAGAACCUAUUGUAGUAACAAUGUUACAACAGAAACAAUUGAAAAGAAUCAACACCUGCUUGGUGGAUUUAAUAUGACACAGGCAAUAGACGAAUGCACAUGGGAUGUCCACACUGGGCAAGAUCUUGGAUGGAUUGCUACACACAAACAAGCAGCAGAUUCCGCUAUUGAAAUCGGUUACAAAAGAGAUGCGAAUUACACACUUUCUCACAUUGAGGAAUUGAAGGAGUUCAAAAUGCAGUUGUGUCCAUUCAAUUGCAACGGCAAUGGUGUUUGCCAGGAAAAUGGUACAUGUACGUGUGACAGUUUAUAUUUUGGUCCUGACUGUGAAAGUAAUAAAUCUAAUGGGCCAAUCAUAGAAGAUAUUGAAGGAGGCGGAUUCUGUGAUCAGCGUUUUGGGAGUGAAUGUAGAUGUUUUUCCGUACAGACAGAAGCACUGGCAGAGUCCUUUCAAUGCAAGAUGGUUAGACAAAAGAAAAUGUUGAGUGGGGAUACGCUAACAAUUGGAUCGGAUUCAACAGAGGGCAGAUAUCGAAAUCUUUACAAUGGUGAAUGCUGCUUUGCUGAAGGGAGACGAAAGCGCUCGAGUGACACAGAAACAAGUGUACUGCAUUACUUGUAUGACAUAUCAGUCAGUAACGAUGGCAUGAACUUCGGCCCGGUCACGAUUGUUUACGUUUUUGAUUCGUUGUGCCUGAAUAAAGAUACAGACAAUGAUGGGAACGUGCAAUUUACAGUUAAGGCUGACACUUGCCUAAUAGAUGGCUACUGCUACGAACAAAAUGACGUGAAUAUAAGUAACGUUUGCUUCAAGUGUGAUCCCAGUAUUUCUCAAUACAACUGGACUCAAGGCUGCAUGGCAUCCCCAAAUGACGAUGAAGGGAGCCUAAGUGCUCCUACUAUAGCUGGUAUUGUUAUUGGAGUGAUUGUUGGAAUUAUUAUUGUAACAACGAUAGUGGUCGUUGGUUAUAAGAAAGGAUGCAAGAAAAGUUCAGUCAAUGCAUCUAUGGAAUUUUCGUCAGGGCCAUUCGUAUCGCGAGAACCUAGUAGAAUGUCCUUUAACGUCGACAACCUUACUUAUGGGCAAACAUAUUAGCUCUUACCAAAAUCGAAUCGGAUAUGCGGAGAGUAACCAAGAUGUUCACGUUUGAUAUUGAAUAUAAGCAGUGUUACUUGAAGAAGUCCUUAUAAUGCCCCUACAACAUAAUCCAUGUAGCAUAAUGAACUUCUCAUUCUAGUAUAUACUAGUAUUCGAGACGAACUCGUUUAUUUAUCUUUAACUUUCAAGAAGCGUUUCACGUAUUCCAAACACUUAAUGCAGUUAACUUUGUGAUAUGAAGAUGAAUUAGUGCAAACUAUUUUCACAAUAUGAAAGUAAUAACGCUGUAAAUCUUCAAAACGUCCUCACAACUGUACGGACAGAGUGGCAGAACGAAAUGAUGUAAUUAUGUUUCCUUUUGUCAGAAAAUGAUUAAAGUUACUUGAUGCAAAAAAAAAAUGAAUGAUGUUUAUUAUAAAGAAAUGUUAAUAUAUCAUCAACAUAAAAUAUUGGAAAAUCAAGAUUUAUUCAUGUAUCGAUAUUAUACAAUCAACAUUGUAGGGCCUCCGUGGCCGAGUGGUUAAGGUCGCUGACUUCAAAUCACUUGCCCCUCAUCGAUGUGGGUUCGAGCCUCACUCGGGGCGUCGAAUUCUUCAUGUGAGGAAGCCAUCUAGCUGGCUUACGGAAGGUCGGUGGUUCUACCCAGGUGCCCGCUCGUGAUGAAAUAAUGCACGGAGGGGCACCUGGGGUCUUCCUCCACCAUUAAAGCUGGAA